UUAAGUCUGUUUUUUGUUUUCGGGAACAACAAAAAUACAAUCUCCCCAGUCCCCACAACACAAAAUCACAAGUCCCAAAAAACACUUUUCUUUGAAAACUGUUACCAGAAAUUCCUCACCUUUUUCCAUAUGUCACUGCACAUCUUCAAAGAAACCCUCAAGCCCUGCACCAAAAACCCAUCUUCGUCGUUGAAUUCCACAUCCAUAACCCAAAGCUUUGACCCCAUAAUCCCUAGAAAACCCCCAAAGUCCACUCUCUCUCAACAGCUUCUGCGCCUCCAAGACCCAGAGGAUCUGCCCCAACCCCAAAAACCACAUUGCUUACCUAACCAACAACCUCAAGGUCAUAGUGAUGAAGAAGAAAAGGAAGAGGCAGAAGAACCAGAUAGAUUUGGGAGACCCACCAAAUUGGGUCAGUUUCAGUUUGAGCAUACAGGACCCUUUGAGCCAUUGGUUCUGUCCUCACAGGGUGAAAUUCCAGUUGUACAGGUUCCCGCGGCUAUCAACUGUAGGUUGCUUGAACAUCAGAGAGUAGGCGUGAAGUUUUUAUAUAGUUUAUACAAGAACAACCAUGGAGGCAUUCUUGGAGAUGACAUGGGACUUGGCAAGACCAUUCAAACAAUUGCCUUCCUGGCUGCUGUAUAUGGUAAAGACAGAGAAGGUGUUGAUUCAACAAUAAUGGAUCAGGUAGGCAAAAAGGGCCCCGUACUAAUAAUUUGCCCCACUUCUGUUAUCCAUAAUUGGGAGGAUGAGUUCUCUAAGUGGGCAACCUUUAGUGUUUCUAUUUACCAUGGUGCAAACCGCGAUCUAAUAUACGACAAGUUAGAAGCACACGCAGUUGAGAUACUUAUUACCAGUUUUGACACAUACAGAAUUUAUGGCAGCAUCUUGUCUGAGGUUAAGUGGGAGAUUGUAAUUGUUGAUGAGGCACACCGGCUUAAGAAUGAAAAGUCAAAGCUUUAUGGAGCAUGUUUAGAAAUUAAAACCCCAAAACGUUUUGGUCUGACAGGAACUGUAAUGCAGAAUAAAAUAAUGGAAUUAUUUAAUCUCUUUGACUGGGUCGCACCAGGAUCCUUGGGAACAAGGGAACAUUUCCGGGAGUUUUAUGAUGAACCCCUCAAGCAUGGUCAGAGGUCAACUGCUCCUGAGAGAUUUGUUCGGGUUGCUGACAAGCGAAAACAGCACCUAGUGGCAGUUCUUCAGAAAUAUAUGUUGAGAAGGACAAAGGAGGAGACUAUUGGCCAUCUUAUGAUGGGAAAGGAAGAUAAUGUUGUGUUCUGUGCCAUGAGUGAAUUGCAAAAACGGAUUUAUAGUAGAAUGUUACAACUACCAGACAUCCAGUGCCUUAUAAAUAAGGACCUGCCAUGUAGCUGCGGAAGCCCUCUUACUCAAGUUGAAUGUUGCAAAAGGACUGUACCAAAUGGAGUAAUUUGGCCUUAUCUUCACAGGGACAAUCCUGAUGGUUGUGAUUCAUGCCCCUUUUGCCUUGUCCUUCCCUGCCUUGUUAAGUUGCAACAGAUAAGCAAUCACCUGGAGCUGAUUAAGCCUAACCAUAAGGAUGAUCCAGAUAAACAAAGAAAAGAUGCAGAGUUUGCCUCCGCUGUCUUUGGCCCUGAUAUUGAUUUGGCGGGAGGGAACACCCAAAGUGAGAGUUUCAUGGGCCUAAGUGAUGUCAAACAUUGUGGCAAAAUGCGAGCACUGGAAAAGCUAAUGCUUUCAUGGGUUUCGCAUGGCGAUAAAGUUCUUUUGUUCAGUUACUCUGUCAGGAUGCUGGACAUACUGGAAAAAUUUCUUAUACGCAAAGGAUACUGCUUCUCAAGGCUUGAUGGUUCCACCCCAACCAACUUGCGCCAGUCUCUAGUUGAUGACUUCAAUUCAAGUCCAAGCAAGCUAGUGUUUCUCAUAUCAACCCGAGCUGGUGGGCUUGGAUUAAAUCUUGUCAGUGCAAAUCGCGUUGUAAUAUUCGAUCCAAACUGGAAUCCCGCCCAAGACUUACAGGCCCAGGACAGGUCCUUUCGAUUUGGACAGAAGCGGCAUGUUGUGGUUUUUCGCCUUCUUGCAGCUGGUUCCCUUGAGGAACUUGUUUAUUCCCGUCAAGUGUAUAAACAGCAGCUAUCAAAUAUAGCCGUUUCUGGAAAAUUAGAAAAACGGUACUUUGAAGGUGUUCAGGAUUGCAAAGAAUUUCAAGGCGAGCUUUUUGGAAUCUGCAAUUUAUUUCGUGAUCUAUCUGAUAAGCUCUUUACCAGCGAAAUCAUCAAAUUACAUGAAAAUCAGGGACACAAACAUGGGGAUCAUCUUAGUAUGAAAAAGGGAUUAACUGAACUUGGAAACAAUUUUGUUUCAUCCAAGGAAGUGGGCGUUACAUUUUCAUCUGAGUCUGAAACCAGAGUGCCUAGUGACUCUGAGAGGGUUAAAAGAAGUAAACCAGUGCUUGAAGACAUGGGCAUUGUAUAUGCUCAUCGUAAUGAAGACAUUGUCAAUGCUGGACCUGGGAUUCAAGGGAAGUUGGAUAUAAGCAUCCCUCAGAAUGAUAGCCAUAUCCCUGCAGCAAGGAGGAGCAAACCAGAUGGCGUAAGUGAGAAAGAAAAUGUUCCUUCAAUCAAAGACCAGAAGAGAAGCCAAUACAGUCUCAUUGCUCGGUUCGCAGGUAUGGGAGAAUUUGAAUUUAGCAAGUGGUUACUUUCUGCAACUCCUUUGGAGAGGGAGAAAGUGCUUCGAGACUACAAAAAGAGGAAGGAGAAGUUACCUAAUGGUUGAAGCACUUCCUAGUGCAGAAACAAUUUUUUUCCCCAUCAGAUGUAUAACAAAUAGCUGUAACUGUUUAAUGUACAUUGUUGUAUCAUAAAGAUCUAUUUUCUUUUUCUUUUCUUUUUUUUAAUUUUUGUAUAGCAUUCCAUGCUUGUAAUAUUUGAAUGUAAUACCUCAGAUAGAUUAGUAACUACACUCAUUUAGCUGUUUUCCAGUUAUUCAACUUUUCUGAAAAUUGCGUUGAACUUGACAAUACUGAUUUAUCCA
This is a messenger RNA of Quercus robur (English oak), 3015 nucleotides long. RefSeq names its product switch 2. The record is from RefSeq and is a predicted model, not a curated record. The coding region runs from base 130 to 2757 and encodes 875 amino acids. NCBI's taxonomy places the organism in Eukaryota, Viridiplantae, Streptophyta, Magnoliopsida, Fagales, Fagaceae. Gene Ontology annotation, molecular function: ATP binding; ATP-dependent chromatin remodeler activity. The transcript has 8 exons.